AUGUUACCCAUCAGAUGUCUUGGUUCUAAAAGACUUGCCUCAUUUUAUGCGUAAGUACAUAUGUGCCUACAAUACCUUUUUAGUGGCCUUACCUCUGCGGAUUUCAUGAAGAAACCUGCAAAUGAACCUGUUCUGACGUACAAAAAAGGUUCUGAGGAAAGAAAAGCCCUGGAGAAAGCUCUAAAAGAAUUUGAGAGUAAGAGUGUUGAAGUUCCUUUGAGGAUUGGACAGGAAAAGAUUACUCGAGGACUUGAACAAAAACAAGUUAUGGUAAGUAUAGCGAUAUUCAUGCUUUAAAUGAAUGGUUUUAGCCCACAGAUCAUCAAAAAGUCGUGGCCAAAUUUACCCAUGCCACAUCGGAAGAUAUUAAGCAUGCCAUCGAGGUCGGAUUGGCGGCUAGAACUGCCUGGGAACACAGACCUCUGAAAGAAAGAGCUGACAUCUUUCUACAUGCUGCUGAUCUCUGUGCUAGUAAAUAUCGGAUGGCCCUAAAUGCGAGUACCAUGCUAGGCCAGUCGAAAAACAUAGUCCAGGCCGAGAUCGACGCCGCUUGUGAGCUGGUCGACUUCUUCCGUUUCAAUGCUCUAUUUGCAUUGGAUGUCGUCAAAUAUAAGCCAAUUGACACCCCAGGAAGUGUAAAUACUUUAAUUUACAGAGGACUAGAAGGAUUUGUGGCUGCUGUGGCGCCUUUUAAUUUUACAGCCAUUGGCGGAAACUUGGCCGGAGCCCCAGCAUUGAUGGUAAGAUAUACUUUGCUUAGAGAUGCAAUACAUUCAGGGAAACGUGGUCCUGUGGAAGCCUUCUGACACCGCUGUCCUCUCUAAUUACAUUAUUUACCAAAUUAUGGAAGAAGCAGGUAAUUAGUAACUAGAUUGCGGAGUUUAUAUUGCACGAAAAGAUGUUGUGGAGAAAUAAAAGUCCGCGAUAAAAUAUAAUGGCGUCUUUUUUAAUACGCACUUUCAGGUGUUCCCCCCGGAGUGAUCUCUUUCCUUCCCUCAGAUGGCCCUGUCUUCGGGAAUGGCAUCACCGACUCCCCUCAUCUGGCAGCCAUCAACUUCACCGGCUCUGUCCCUACCUUCCAAUACCUCUGGAAGAGAGUUGGACAGAAUCUGGAGCGUUACAUCACUUUCCCCAGACUUAUCGGCGGUUCGCUUUCUAUUUUUUUAUCAAAUUUUCGCUUUUAGAGUGCGGCGGUAAGAACUUCCAUUUCGUUCACCCAUCGGCGGAUGUCGAAAGUGUCGCCACUGGGACAAUCAGAUCUGCUUUCGAAUACCAAGGACAGAAAUGCAGUGCUUGUUCCAGAUUCUUCGUCCCACAGAGUCUUUGGGACGCAAUUUCAAAACGAAUGACUGAAAUUGCUGAGGAAAUUAAGGUCGGAGAUGUAAGUUGACGCACUUACUGCAAGACAUAUAUAUACCGUUUUUAGGUGCGGGAUGGUGCUACUUUUGUUGGCGCCGUCAUUGAUAAAAAAUCGUUUGAUCGCAAUAAGAGUUACAUCGACUACGCAAAAACAGGUGCCGAUGGGGCCAAGAUUAUCUUUGGUGGAGAAUACGACGAAUCAAAGGGUUACUUCAUUAAACCCACUCUUAUUCAAGUCACGGACAUCAACUCGAAAUUGUUGAAAGAGGUAAAUAUGCGUGGAUUUUGUUUAUAGUUUUCUGUUUAGGAAAUAUUUGGCCCGAUUGUAACUGCAUUCGUUUACCCAGAUAAGGAUGCUGAGGACCUUGUAGGAAGGAUUAAAGACAUGACACCUUACGGAUUGACUGGGGCCGUAUUCUCUCAAGAUAAGGUCUUCUUAAACAAGGCUAAAGUUAUCUUGAAGGAUGCUGUUGGUAAUCUUUAUCUCAAUGAUAAGUCCACUGGGUCUGUCGUAGGACAACAACCUUUUGGUGGAGCUAGAAAAUCAGGUAUGUGUGUAUUUUUGAGUCUUUAUUUGCAUUUUAGGUACGAAUGACAAGGCUGGCGGUCCUCAUUAUCCACUUAAAUGGGCUUCUCCCCAGACCAUCAAGGAAACUUCUGUGCCUUUAAGAGAAUGGAGAUACCCAUCCAUGGAUUAA
Messenger RNA from Bursaphelenchus xylophilus (pine wood nematode), 2057 nucleotides. NCBI's taxonomy places the organism in Eukaryota, Metazoa, Nematoda, Chromadorea, Rhabditida, Aphelenchoididae. The record is from the annotation of a GenBank genome assembly.